CUGCUGCUGCUUUUGCGGCUAAGAAGAGAACAGUCGCAGAAGGAUGGUGUGCGAAAAAUGUGAAAAGAAACUUGGUACUGUUAUCACUCCAGAUACAUGGAAAGACGGUGCAAGGAAUACCACAGAAAGUGGUGGAAGAAAGCUGAAUGAAAAUAAAGCUUUGACCUCAAAAAAAGCAAGAUUCGAUCCAUAUGUAAAGAAUAAAUUUUCCACUUGCAGAAUUUGUAAAAGUUCUGUGCACCAACCCGGUUCUCAUUACUGCCAGGGCUGUGCCUACAAAAAGGGCAUCUGUGCAAUGUGCGGGAAAAAGGUCUUGGAUACCAAGAACUACAAACAAACGUCUGUCUAGAUGUAUUGAUGAAGUUUCUGGCUUUCUGUAUCAUUUUGCUUUUUGCUUUAAAUGUUCAAGGUGUAUCAUAGUUGUUCAAGUUACAAAAUAACAUGUUUUAAGACAAAUU
Rhinolophus ferrumequinum (greater horseshoe bat) is the source of this 458-nucleotide messenger RNA. RefSeq names its product cysteine-rich PDZ-binding protein-like. Gene Ontology annotation, cellular component: dendrite. Gene Ontology annotation, molecular function: PDZ domain binding; microtubule binding. The transcript has a single exon. The record is from RefSeq and is a predicted model, not a curated record. NCBI's taxonomy places the organism in Eukaryota, Metazoa, Chordata, Mammalia, Chiroptera, Rhinolophidae. Gene Ontology annotation, biological process: cytoplasmic microtubule organization. Bases 44 to 349 code for a protein of 101 amino acids.